Molecule: messenger RNA, 363 nt
Organism: Sipha flava (yellow sugarcane aphid)
Lineage: Eukaryota; Metazoa; Arthropoda; Insecta; Hemiptera; Aphididae
Product: protein FAM200B-like
Exons: 1
Coding region: 1-363 (120 amino acids)
Source: RefSeq, a predicted model, not a curated record
AUGGAUCGAUUUUUAUUAAACAAUCGUAAACGUACGAGUACAUGUGAAGACGAAGAAAUUUUACCAUCAACCAGUCGCGGUGAAACAGUAAAAAAGCGAAAAUGUCAUCAGUAUGAUGAUAGUUAUUUGGAUUUUGGUUUUACGUCAACAGAAAUUAAUGGUGAAGAGAGACCACUAUGUGUAGUAUGUAUGAAAGUUUUAGCAUCAGAAUGCAUGUUGCCGAGUAAAUUGAAGCGCCAUUUAGAAGCAAACCACAAGUAUAUGAUUGACAAACCUCGAGAUUAUUUUAUUAGAAAGUUAAAAGAACUAAAACAGGAAAAAAGUACGUUUUUCAAGAAUGCACCAAUACCAACCAAUACUUAG